Messenger RNA from Naumovozyma dairenensis CBS 421, 942 nucleotides. RefSeq lists its product as uncharacterized. Gene Ontology annotation, cellular component: cytosol. The record is from RefSeq and is a predicted model, not a curated record. The coding region runs from base 1 to 942 and encodes 313 amino acids. Gene Ontology annotation, molecular function: aldose reductase (NADPH) activity. The transcript has a single exon. Lineage: Eukaryota; Fungi; Ascomycota; Saccharomycetes; Saccharomycetales; Saccharomycetaceae.
AUGGGGUCAACUUUGAAAAAUUCUACUGCUACUUAUAAGCUAAAUACCGGUGCAACAAUUCCAGCAGUUGGCUUAGGUACAUGGCAAAGUACCAACGAAAAUGAAGGUUAUGAAGCUGUAAUGAAUGCUUUAAAAGCUGGUUAUAGACAUAUCGAUACUGCAGCAAUCUAUAAAAAUGAAGAUCAAGUUGGUAAAGCCAUUAAUGACUCUGGUAUCCCACGUGAAGAAAUCUUUGUCACUACUAAAUUAUGGGGGACUCAACAUCGUGAUCCAGAAACUGCCUUAAAUCAAUCUUUGGAAAGAUUAGGCUUAGAUUAUGUUGACUUAUAUUUGAUGCAUUGGCCUGUGGCUUUCAAACCUGAUUCCAUUAAAGACGGUAACUAUUCAACAAUGCCAAUGUUACCUAAUGGUCAACGUGAUCUUGAUCUCACUACAUGGAAUUUUGUUAAGACAUGGGAAUUGAUGCAAGAAUUGCCAAAGACGGGGAAGACUAGAGCUGUUGGUGUUUCUAAUUUCUCUAUCAACAACUUGAAAGCUCUUUUAAGUUCUCCAGGUAAUAAAUUGGUUCCUGCUGCCAAUCAAGUGGAAGCUCACCCAUUGCUGCCUCAGGAUGAAUUACAAAAGUUUUGCAAAGAAAAGGGUAUUAUUUUGGAAGCUUAUUCCCCAUUAGGUAGCACUAAUGCUCCAAUUUUAACUGAACCGAAAAUUAUUGAAAUUGCCAAGAAACAUAACGUUCAACCUGCUCAAGUUGUUAUCAGUUGGCAUGUACAAAAAGGGCAUGUUGUGUUACCUAAAUCUGUCCAUGAAGAAAGAAUUAAAGCAAAUUUCCAAACUUUUGAAUUAUCUAAGGAUGAAAUGGAUAGUUUGAAUAAUCUUUCAAAGGAAAAAGGUGAAAGGAGAAUUGUUCAACCUAAUUGGGCACCAUUUGUUCCAUUUGUUUGA